Messenger RNA from Saccoglossus kowalevskii, 1242 nucleotides. RefSeq names its product glycine receptor subunit alphaZ1-like. Gene Ontology annotation, molecular function: extracellular ligand-gated monoatomic ion channel activity; transmembrane signaling receptor activity. NCBI's taxonomy places the organism in Eukaryota, Metazoa, Hemichordata, Enteropneusta, Harrimaniidae. Gene Ontology annotation, biological process: monoatomic ion transmembrane transport. The record is from RefSeq and is a predicted model, not a curated record. Gene Ontology annotation, cellular component: membrane.
AUGCGUGUUUCAUUAAUUGGGCAAAAAUGUACAUCGAUAUGUUGUUUUUGUAGUUUUUACAGAUACGCUGACAUACUGUAUGAUAUCAUCAAUGACGAAAACUAUGACAACCAGAUGCGACCUAGUGCGGGAGGUCCUCCCGUCAAUGUAUCAGUGUCGCUUUUCAUCACCAGUAUUCACUCGCUGUCGGAGAUAUCUAUGGACUUUGGCGCAACUCUGUUUUUAUCCUUAUAUUGGCUGGACCCUAGGUUUAUAUUUAAUGGCACCGAGCCGAUAGCGUUACGGUCAGGCUCUGAGUUAUUGGACAAACUAUGGACACCUGACUUGUAUUUUGUGAACGUCAAAGAAGGCCAGGUGCAUAAAGUAACUAUCAUAAAUAGGCACAUACGAGUCAGUCCUAAUGGAACCAUUUUAUAUGACAUGAGAGUAAGCGUGAUUCUUAUCUGCAAUCUGUACCUUCACCAUUAUCCGAUGGACAAACAGACAUGUAGAAUCGAAAUCGAAAGCUUUGGAUACACAACCAGUGACGUCAGAUUACUGUGGGAUAAGAAUUUUCCCGCAGACAUACAAGAAGAUCUCGUGAUGCCUGAAUUUUCUAUGUCGUAUCCAGCAGUAAACAGCACUGUUGUGCAUUAUCCUCAACUAGGGGAUUACGAUCAGCUAUAUUGUAGUUUCUCGCUACACCGAGAACUGAUCUAUUAUGUCUUGGAACACUACGUGCCGUCUACGUUGAUGGUUAUCGUAUCAUGGGUAUCAUUUUGGUUGAAUGUAGAAGCAACUCCGGCGCGUGCUGGUCUUGGGAUAACGACGGCUCUGACGCUAGCAACGCUCAGUUCGUCAGCUCGCGCGCAUAUGGCAAAAGUCUCUUACACGAAGGCAAUUGACAUAUGGAUGCUUGUGUGUUCCUUAUUUGUCUUCGCUGCCUUAGUGGAAUUUGCUCUUGCAAGUUACUUUCAUAAAAAGAUUCACUCGGAGAGAUAUGCAAAGCAGAGGGACGACGUGUCUAACGGAAACAGCUGGAUUGAGCUACAGGAAAGAGCAAGCCUACGGAGACGGACUGGUGAAAAAUUGGCCAAUCUGGAAGGGAAGCCGACAUCGGUGCAUAUUAAAACGACACAGCCUAGCGAUUUUAAAAGGAUUUCCAAAACAAUAGACAAAUACUCGCGAUUCUUCUUCCCGUUUAUAUUUACAUUGUUCAAUGUUAUUUACUGGCCUUAUUAUCUACAUGGAUAUUACAAUUGA